Cladocopium goreaui is the source of this 1962-nucleotide messenger RNA. NCBI's taxonomy places the organism in Eukaryota, Dinophyceae, Suessiales, Symbiodiniaceae. The record is from the annotation of a GenBank genome assembly.
AUGUUCGUUCCGCAUUUCUGCAGUUCUAUGGUGCGUAGCCAAAGCCGGGAAGCACAACAGCGUUUGGCUGUCGCACAUCAGACCUUUUCGCGCCAUCGCAAACUGCUGCUGCAAAAUCCUGGCAUCCCUUUGGCCAAAAGAAGAGAACUAUUUGAGUCGCUAGUGAUGAGUGCCUUCACAUAUGGGAUGGAGUCGUGGUGCUUUAUGGAUCAACAAUCCAAGUCCAUGGUUCACAACGGCAUCAUGAAGUUGUACAAGCGGUUCUUGAAGCAUCCGCAUGAUGUACCAGUUACAGAUGAGCAGGUUUUGGCGAGCAGUGGACUCCCAUCUCCAUCGGAGGUGCUCAGGCGUGCGCGACUUCGCUACUUGGGCACUCUAUAUGCUUGUGGACCCGCAGCGGAAUGGGGCUUGCUCUUCAGCGACAAAUCCUGGCGUGAAUUAGUACGAGAUGAUCUCAGCUGGUUAUGGCGCCAAUUGUGGAACAGCAGUGCUUUGGAAGACCCGAGUCUCCAUUUUCCAGCUUGGGAAUAUUUGCUCCGCUACCAUAGAGGAUACUGGAAGAGACUUGUCACCAGAGGCAUGAAGCAUGCAGUGCAACAGCGCAAGAACCGUGUUUGGGUUGGCGAUUUUCACCAACGAGUUUUCCAUCAUCUUCAAGAACAAGGGGAGCUCGGGGCAAAAGAAGCCGCCUAUGUGUCGGAAUUUGCUGAUUCAGCCUUUUUUGGCUGCAUGCGAUGCGGGGUCAAGUGUGCCACACGAGCUGGUGAAGGCAUUGGUUCGCAGCAAUGUCAGGAACAGCAACGACAACAUGAUGGACUGGUGCCCCACUUGCAGGCGCAAGGGCCGCAACAGAUGCCUGGUCUCCAUCGACCCUUUGAUUUGGAGAAUGGAGAGCUCGUGGCAAUGAUAUUGGAUCUUGCAAGUCAGCAUUCCAGCCCCACGCGUCUGGAGACUGAGAUCAGACAGGCAAGUGAAGAGCUGAUCAUCUCAUGGACGGACUACACAGCGACGUUGCGACUUUGUAUGGUGCAGUACUCUGCCGAGGUGGCUGAGGAUAUUGGACACCCUGUCGAGACCAUGAUGACCAUCUUUAGCCGCCUUGGAGAUGCAAUGACUUGGCUGUUUCUAUGCCAGAGUGGCCGAGAGCGACAUCGUGGACCGGAUCAAGUUGCCCACUAUGAAGAUUGGUGUGCACGGCUUUGUGACCAAGAUUGUCCAGCUUGGACCUCUGCGUCUGUGCCGAGACCCAUUGGCAGAGAACGUGUGGUUCUGCACGCUUUCAGUGGAAGGAGAAGGCAGGGAGAUUAUCAAUGGUUCCUCGAGAAGUUGCUGCCCACAGGGUAUGUGCAUGGAUUCCUUGGCGGGCCCCCCUGUUGCACUUUUUCGAAAGCGCGCUCUGUGGCCUUAGAAGCUGUGCAGCCUCGACGAGCUCCCCGUCCAGUUCGAUCUGCUGUAGAUUUGUGGGGUCUUCUCUCGCUAUCGCUCAGGGAACUGGAUGCAGUGAUGGAGGGCAACGUUUUGCUGAGCUUCUGUAUCGAGGCCAUCUUUGCGCUGGCGAUGAUGGGACGGCAAGGUUUGCUCGAGCACCCGGCAGAACCAGAUGAAGAGAGCGCACCGUCCAUCUGGAAGAUCCCCAUUGUUCAGCUUCUGAUGCGCAUGCCAAAUGUACAGAAGGUUAAUUUCGCACAAGGACUCUUCGGAGCCUCAAGUAGCAAGCCCACAACUCUCUUGGCUGCGAAUUCACCUGAUCUAAUUCAGAUUUUGAGGAAGUGGCAUCUCACAGCUGAUAAUCCCAGGUCUGUGAAUAUAGGCAAGGAUGGCCACGGGCAAUUCCGUACGGCCCAUUUGAAGGAGUAUCCUCCUGCCCUGUGUGCGGCCCUUGCUGAAGCAACCUGGAAUGCCACUUGCAUGGCGCCGAGCGAAGAUCAUGUACAGCUGCCUGGUGAUUUUCGCGCAGUAUGA